UUAUUUUUCAUGUUUGCAUCUUUGCUUCACUUCCGUCUUACAACUUGUCUUAUUGUUCAUGUUUGCAUCUUUGCUUCACUUCCGUCUUACAACUUGUCUUAUUUUUCAUGUUUGCAUCUUUGCUUCACUUCCGUCUUACAACUUGUCUUAUUUUUCAUGUUUGCAUCUUUGCUUCACUUCCGUCUUACAACUUGUCUUAUUUUUCAUGUUUGCAUCUUUACUUCACUUCCGUCUUCCAAGUUGCUCAUGGAGAAGUCCAAAAACUUCCGAAUCGACGCUUUACUCGCGGACGAGACGAGCCGAGCGAGCCGAGCGAGCCGCGACUUGUCCCCGGGACUGAGCAGCGACAGCCCGGCGGGGAGCCCCGUGUCGUGCCGCCGCGGGGACACGCCUUCCCCGCGGGCCGCCCCGCAGCUCCACGCGGGCAUCAUUCCCAAAGCCUCCGUGCUGGGUCUGGGUCACCAUCACGGCCUCACCUCGCUGCCCCAGGCCGCCAUCCCGGGCAUGUACCCGCCCGCCAUGUACCCGCUGUCCGCCCUGGGAGGCCAGCAUCCCGCCUUCGCCUACACCGGCUUCACGCACCUCUCCCACGCCUACCCCGACCACCUGAAGGCGGCCAUGGCGGGCUCGCUGCCCCUGGAGCACUGGAUCCGAGCUGGCAUCAUGAUGCCCAGACUGCCCGACUACGGUAUUGGACCUCAGUCGGGUCUGCUGGGGAAAUGUCGCCGGCCUCGCACCGCCUUCACCAGCCAGCAGCUGCUGGAGCUGGAGAACCAGUUCAAGGUCAACAAGUACCUGUCCAGACCCAAGCGCUUCGAGGUGGCCACGUCCCUCAUGCUGACUGAGACCCAGGUGAAGAUCUGGUUCCAGAACCGGAGGAUGAAGUGGAAACGCAGUCGGAAGGCCAAGGAGCAGCUGGGCUCUGCGGGCCAGUCGGAGGCCGGUGGAGGGAAGACGUCCAACAAAGCCGAGGACAAAAGGAACCCAGGUGUGCAUCUGGACUUGGAGGACGGGGAGGAGGAGGAGGAGGACGAGGAGGAGGAGGAGGAGGAAGAAGAGGAGGAGGCGGAAACCCGACCUGGCUUCCCGGUGCACGGACGUGAGCGCGCCAUGGACUUCCUGCAGCGUGAUGACGUCACCUUUAAUGGACACGCCUCUUUUUCUGAUGACGAGCUGGAGGACGUGCAAGCAGGACGAGGAGACCGGAAGAUGGCGGCAGGCCUGUGA
Messenger RNA from Nerophis lumbriciformis (worm pipefish), 1227 nucleotides. It is a transcript of the gene mnx2b, whose product is annotated as motor neuron and pancreas homeobox 2b. Gene Ontology annotation, biological process: central nervous system development; neuron projection morphogenesis; spinal cord motor neuron cell fate specification. Gene Ontology annotation, molecular function: DNA-binding transcription factor activity, RNA polymerase II-specific; sequence-specific double-stranded DNA binding. Lineage: Eukaryota; Metazoa; Chordata; Actinopteri; Syngnathiformes; Syngnathidae. The record is from RefSeq and is a predicted model, not a curated record. Gene Ontology annotation, cellular component: nucleus.